UUGAAAUUAUGAUUGUUCUUACUUUCAGGACCUUUUGCGGUUGGCUGCACAGACGUCAUGGUUGGCCGUUCAAAGGAGGGGACUCUUAUGAGACUCUACUAUCCAACAAAUGUCACUGAUCCAGUGAGUAAAAUGGAUAAGUGGACACCAUGGUAUUUGGGUGAAGAAUAUACUAAGGGUCUGGCAUCUUUUAUGGCACCAUCCAUCUCUUCACUUUUCAGCAUGUUAUUCAACUGGCAAUUGCGUGGCGCACUUAUUCCUGCGAUAUGGGAAGAACCAAUGAUGGAUAAGAAAUUUCCUGUUGUUGUGUUUUCACAUGGGCUCAGUGCCAGUCGCUCCAUGUAUAGCACUGUUUGUACAGAACUAUCUUCUCAUGGAUUUGUGGUGGCUGCAGUUGAGCACAGGGAUACUUCUGCUUGUGCAUCAUUUACACUUAAUGAAGAUGGUAGCAAAGAACACAUGCUUUUCAGAACUCUUCAACCAAAUGAAAAGGAAUAUGAUCUCAGGAAUCAGCAAAUCAAGAUCAGAGUGCAAGAAAGUAUAAGAGCACUAGAUGUUCUUGAAAAAUUAGAGCAAGGAAAAGUUACAAAUGAACUUCCCUCUAAGUUUGAUCUUCAGCAACUGUGUGGCCGCCUUGACUUGACAAUGCCCAUAAUGUCAGGUCAUUCAUUUGGUGGAGGAACUACAAUAUGCACACUGUCAAAAGACAAAAGAUUCAAAGUAGGUGUUGCACUUGAUCCUUGGAUGUUCCCUUUGAAGGAUGAGGUUGAUGAAAUUUGUAGUGCAUUAGCACAGCCUCUAUUGUGCAUAUCCACAGAAGCUUUUCAGAAUGAAGUUAAUUUGAAAGCUAUGAGUAAGCUUAAUGAUGAAACCACAACUUUCGUUACAAUAAAAGGUACUGUCCACCAGAACCAAUGUGAUACUCCAUUUCUUGUUGGGCCAAUAGGGAGAGUCUUUGCAGGAGCAUCAUCUCCCUUAGACCCUGGAACAGCAAUGGAUAUCAAUAACAGACUAAUGAUCAAUUUUAUAUGCAAACAUUUAGGUGAGCUGACAAAAUCUUGCAACAAUUAUUUGCCUUAUAUAGAAAGUCAGAAGGACAAGAUGGUAUCCGGUCUCUAUGGUAAAGGGAAAUGCAUGCUUGGAUGGGAUCCUAACUAUCAUGCAGUAUAAAAUCAGUGUAGUUUCUAAUUUACUUUGCAUGUUAGAAGGUGGAGGUAGAUAGUGUAUAUUUUAAAUAACUUAUAUUACUGCAUGAAGAUAAUUAAUUACAGGAAGUGGUGAUGGUAGAGUAAGAAUGUUCUUUUGACAAACACAGUAAUACAAUAACAUCUCUUUGAAUAUAUUUUGAGAAUAGCUUACUUCACAGGAAUGAAUUUUGAUCUUCAAGAACAAAUCAAGAAUUUACUGAGUAGGAGUGACUUUGUCAUCUAUGGUCUAUAUGGAGACGAACAGAGGAAAUUAAAGUCAAAAUUAUGAUAUUAUUCAAAUAUCCAGAUAUAUUUUUCACAAUACCUCUUUGUAUGCUUUAACCUGCUGGAAUCAAAUAUAUUUAGAUGUCAUAUUUACGGAUUAUUGAAUAAAAUAUGCAGUAUACUGCAGUCAUAAAA
Molecule: messenger RNA, 1607 nt
Organism: Macrobrachium nipponense
Lineage: Eukaryota; Metazoa; Arthropoda; Malacostraca; Decapoda; Palaemonidae
Product: platelet-activating factor acetylhydrolase-like
Exons: 8
Coding region: 58-1170 (370 amino acids)
Molecular function (GO): 1-alkyl-2-acetylglycerophosphocholine esterase activity
Source: RefSeq, a predicted model, not a curated record